Molecule: messenger RNA, 1697 nt
Organism: Nannospalax galili (Upper Galilee mountains blind mole rat)
Lineage: Eukaryota; Metazoa; Chordata; Mammalia; Rodentia; Spalacidae
Product: zinc finger protein 724
Biological process (GO): regulation of transcription by RNA polymerase II
Cellular component (GO): nucleus
Molecular function (GO): DNA-binding transcription factor activity, RNA polymerase II-specific; RNA polymerase II transcription regulatory region sequence-specific DNA binding
Source: RefSeq, a predicted model, not a curated record
AAACCCUUGUCAUUCAGUGAUGUAGCCAUUGAUUUCUCUCCAGAGGAAAGUGAAUGCCUGAAUCCUGCUCAGUGGAAGUUGUACAAGGAUGUGAUGUUGGAGAAUUACAGCAACCUUGUUUUACUUGGUCUUGCUUUCUCUAAACCAUCUUUGGUCACAUUUCUGGAGCAAAGAAAAGAGCCUUGGGAUGUCAAGACACAAGUUACUUUAGCCAUCCACACAGGAACAAAACCCUUUAAGUGUAAAGAAUGUGGCAAAGCCUUUGAUCAGCACUCACGCCUUAUUCAACAUUUGGGAAUUCAUACUGGAGAGAAACCCUACAAAUGUGAUGAAUGUGGUAAAGCCUUUGGUGCUCGCUCAGCACUUUCUGUACAUCAGAGAAUUCAUACUGGAGAGAAGCCCUACCGGUGUGAAGAAUGUGGAAAAGCCUUUAUUAGUAAUUCAGCUCUAAAUGCCCACAAGAAAAGGCAUACGGGUGCAAAAUCUUUUGAAUGUGAAGAAUGUGGCAAAAGGUUUUACUCUGCUUCAGUGCUUAAGCAGCAUGGAAGAAUUCAUUCUGGGGAGAAACCGUACAAGUGUGAAGAAUGUGGCAGGUGCUUUGGUGAUCACUCAAACCUUUCUAAACACAAGAGAAUUCAUACUGGAGAGAAACCAUAUAGGUGUGAAGAAUGUGGAAAAGCCUUUACAAGUAAUUCAUCUCUGACUUGGCACAAGAUACGGCACACGGCAGACAAACCCUACAAAUGUGAAGAAUGUGGCAAAAGUUUUUACUAUCCUUCAGCCCUUAGACAUCAUCAAAGAAAUCAUUCUGGAGAGAACCCCUAUGGUUGUGAAGAAUGUGGCAAAGCCUUUAGUACUCACUCAAAACUCUCUAAACACAAGAGAAUUCAUACUGGAGAGAAACCCUACAAGUGUAAUGAAUGUGGCAAAGCCUUUGGUACCCACUCAACACUUUCCAAACACAAACGAAUUCAUACUGGAGAGAAACCCUACGAGUGUGAAGAAUGUGGCAAGACCUUUGGUACUCGCUCAAUCCUUUUUAAACACAGGAGAAUUCAUACUGGAGAGAAACCCUACAAGUGUGAAGAAUGUGGAAAUGCCUUUGCUCAUAAUUACUCCCUUACUAAGCAUAAGGUCAUUCAUACUGGAGACUUCCCUUACAAGUGUGAUGAAUGUGGUAAAACAUUUUUGUUUCCUUUAGCCCUCACCCGACAUCAGAGAAUUCAUAGUGGAGAGGAAUCCUACCCAUGUGACAAAUGUGACAAAAUGUUUUACUCUACUACAAAACUCAGAAAACAUCAAAGAAUUCAUUCAGAAGAGAAACCGUACAAAUGCAAAGAAUGUGGCAAAGCUUUUAAAAGAUCUACACUCCUUCGCCAACACCGAAGAGUUCACACUGGAGAGAAACCUUUCAGAUGUCAGGAAUGUGACAAGUCCUUUCCCACCAUUUCAGCUGUUACCCAGCACAAGGUUGUUCAUACUGGACAGAAACCCUACAAAUGUGAAGAAUGCAAGAAAACAUUUUGUUAUAUUUCCAACCUUAAAAGACAUCAAAAGGUUCAUUCUAGAGAGAAAGUGUGCAUGUGUGAAUAUUGUGGGAAAGUCUUUGCUAACCCUACAGGACUUAGUCAUCAUAAGAGAGUUCAUAGAAACUUUAAAAAAUAGGAAAGUGUUCGGUCUGAUAGAAGCCCUAAGAG